GCUUGAUCCAGCGGUUUUGUUUACUGAGUUGUGAAUGAUGGGCAUAGCAAUUAUAUUCCCCUUCUUCCUUUUCUGCUUCGUGUUAUUUAUAGAAGCAAAGAAUAGUACUGAUGGAAAUACUCAAAUUUCCAGGAGGGAGAGUGUUGUUUAUCCAGACUACAUCAUAGAGUUAGAUCUGGACAAUCCGCGUCAUUACAUAUCCAGUCCUGGAUUUCCGUACAAGAAUUAUCCGUCUAAUACCCAGAUAAUUUAUAAAGUUAAAUUAAAACUUAACGAUGAAGUGAAACAGCUGAGCAAUCGGAUAUUACUAACUUUCGAGAUGUUUGCUUUGCAAGGCAGCCCAUUUUGCACCAACGACGGUCUAGAAAUUGCAGAUGGGAACGGACAAGUUAGAGUAUACUGUGGUGUUCAGGUUGGUAAAACCAUCUUAUCGGACAGCUCUAGCAUUCAAAUUCGAUUCUUCUCAGAUGAUGCAAUUGAAUCUAGAGGCUACAGCAUUUUAUUGGAGAUGUAUAAUACUGGAUGUUCCAAACGGAUCAAACUUGGAGGAAGCAUUCUGUCUGGCAGCUUCUAUUCCCCAAAUCAUCCGGCCCGGUACUAUGCAGAUGAUCUUUGUGUCUGGAAAAUUGAGGUACCACCUGGAAAACGGAUACGAGUGACUUUCAGUGAGACUUUCGACAUUCGUUCUUAUGAACCUUUAUGCGUCCAAGAUUACUUGGCGGUUAGCCUAACCGGAGAUUUUAAGUCUCAUGUUAAAAGAUACUGUCAUGGUAAAAGACCUGUUGCUAUAAUAUCUUCGGGUAAUUUUCUACUUUUUAUGUUUCGUACCGAUUGCUGCUUUGAAGGCAAAGGAUUCAGUGCAUUCUACGAGAUGGUGGACGAAGGUAUACUUUAAAUUUUUGAUAAAAAG
Stegodyphus dumicola is the source of this 910-nucleotide messenger RNA. RefSeq names its product transmembrane protease serine 9-like. The record is from RefSeq and is a predicted model, not a curated record. Gene Ontology annotation, molecular function: serine-type endopeptidase activity. Gene Ontology annotation, biological process: proteolysis. NCBI's taxonomy places the organism in Eukaryota, Metazoa, Arthropoda, Arachnida, Araneae, Eresidae.